AAUCGUUUCAUUACAAGACAUCACUAAGAGUGAUUCUGUUAAAAUUUUUUUUAUUAUUUUUUGCUUUUUAUAGUAGUAAGUAUAAACAAAGCAUUUACCUAGUAAAUACUUCUUGUAGAAGUGCGCUUGAUAAGCGUGACGUUAUAAUCAUGUUGAAGAGACCGCGUUGCGAGGAUUUCGACGCAUUUGUGCCACAAACCAAAAAGCUCAUUAGCGAAAAAUUCGUGGACCAGAGAGAUCAAAAUAAAAUGGCCAAGAUUCAUGAAAAAACCAUAAACUUGUUAUUCAAGGCGGCGCGCGAAUGCAAAUCCACGCAGCAGACGCAAUCAGCUGCAGCGGAGGCCGUAGAGAUCCCAUUAUGGCAGCAGGUUGUACUGCGUGGAAACGGAGAAAUUACGUCAAGGAAUAUUACAGAUUUAAUAGUUGAUAUUUCCUUAGUGAGCAUGAAAUCAAAAUGCUGCCACCGUGAUGCUUAUGUAUGUAGCGACUGCUGCAACUGUGCACAACCUCUGUGUGAAUUCUGUGGUCACUCGUGUGCAGAAUGUGGCAUAUUCUUGUGCGACAGUUGCGUUUCACUAUUCGGAUGCGGUAACGUUGAACGGCCCAUUUGUGAAAAGUGCACAUUAUUUCAAAAUUUAUAAAAUAUAAACACAUUUCUCAUGAUAUUUAAUUAAGAUGAAUUGAUCGAUCAAUAUUGUUCUCUAUUGCCAGCUUUAAUUUACGUUUUAAAAUGUGUAGUGUGAUUUAAGGUAAUCAAUUUAUUUAUAUUAUUAAAAACUUCUCAGUUUCACGCAUGUAUUUGUAAUUAAAAUGUGGUAAAUUAAUGCAUAACACUCGGUAGAUUUGUAAAGUAUAACAGAAAUUAUUUCUGGUAUUGUUAAAAAUUAUAAGAAUCUCUUUUUACCCAAGCCAGUUAUCUCUUGCUGUGCUCUUCACUCAAACCUUGUCUGUUUUUGAGUAAGUUGACUUUUAUCAAAGCGCAUUUAUUUAUUUAUUGUUAAUAGAUUCGCCCUCACUUUUACAUUGUAACUUUUGUUGAUCUUUGCCUUUUAUACUAAAGUUGUCAAUAAAAAAAUACUUGGCCGUUGUCGUUGUUGUAGCAGCAUAAA
Messenger RNA from Anastrepha obliqua, 1109 nucleotides. RefSeq lists its product as uncharacterized. The record is from RefSeq and is a predicted model, not a curated record. Lineage: Eukaryota; Metazoa; Arthropoda; Insecta; Diptera; Tephritidae. Gene Ontology annotation, biological process: extrinsic apoptotic signaling pathway. Gene Ontology annotation, molecular function: CD27 receptor binding. The transcript has 3 exons. Bases 150 to 641 code for a protein of 163 amino acids.